This is a messenger RNA of Camellia sinensis, 2347 nucleotides long. RefSeq lists its product as uncharacterized. The record is from RefSeq and is a predicted model, not a curated record. Lineage: Eukaryota; Viridiplantae; Streptophyta; Magnoliopsida; Ericales; Theaceae.
UGAUAAGUCACCUCUCUGACUGUUAAAGUUUUUUAUGUCAUUGCACCAAAGUCCCUGAAUAUUUGACCAAGGAUUUGUCUUCUCUGGGCUCUUGGUCAUUAUUUUAUGAGUUCAUUCAAAGCAACCCUUCAUAAAAGCACCAGUUUUGUGAAUUGGGUUGGUUGAAUUGAAAGCAACUGAUCAGUACACAAAUGGGUUUUCUCCAUCUUUGAAAUCUUUGAUGAAAAAGCUUCUUCAGGUAUUGUUGUGAAUCAUGAAUUAGGGUCUGUUUGGUUGUGAUUUUUUUUCUCUCUAGUUUUUUUCAGAAAAAUACAUUAUCUUUGUUUGUUUGGAGAGGGAGUGCCAUGUGGUGAGCUCAGAGGUCUGCACAUGGCUUCUCUUGUUUCCAAGUUUUGAGGCUGUAAACAGAUGUAGAGACGCUAGGGUUUUGGAUUUUUCAAUGGAAUCCGUACAGAAGAAGACCAGCAGAUUGUGUUAGAUAACAAAAGCCCAGUUUUCUAAAAACAGUGGAGGAUUGGGAACUGUGAGUCUUUGAUAAUAAACAAAGACAACACAAUUUAGUUGAGUCCACGUCCAAAUAUUUUCAUCACAUUCUCUCUCUCUUUUUUUUUUAAUUUGUUUUUGGCUUUGCAAACCAGUGCAGCUCUAUCUGUUUUCCCAAAUCUCUAAGCACAAUACACCUUCAACUCAAAUUGGGCUUUUUCUUUUCUCCCUACUAGUUCAUUCCCUUUCCACAUACAUAUUUAUAGGGUAUCUUUAGAAUCUGUUGAAAUCCACUAUGUACCUUUCCUUUUUUUUCCUUCUCUCCCAUGUGCCUAAUUUGUGAGCAAAGAUUUAGAGAUUGAAGGUUUCAAACUUCUCCUUUUGUCUCACUUUCAAUCUUUAAUUUGUCAAUCCAAACUUGAUUUGUCUAUCCAUAUCAUUGUCUCAGUGGAAGGCCUAAACGAUGGAAUCUGACAAAAAUGGGGCUUAGGUUAGGUCACAACAUAGUUGUGAGUUUUGCUUAUUUGGCACUUUCGAAAGGAAUUUGACUAAAAUCCAGCGCAGGUCAUGUCAAAGUUUGUGAAUUUUGCUCAUUUGGUAGUUUCGAAAGGAAUUUAACCAAAAUUCAGCGUAGGUCACAACAUAACUGUGAGUUUUACUCGUUUGACAGUUUUAAGGUAAAUCCGACAACGUUGUCCCAAGCCGCCUUGCAUAUCCUUUUCUUCAUAUACUUUACCAAAUCUUUAGUUUAGCUUCUCUUCAUUGCUCUCACUUCAAUUUCUUUCAAUCAAAUAAAUAUUUUUCCUUUCUUUUAUUUAUUUAUCAUAUUUCAUAAUCCAUGAAUGUGAAAGACACAUCUGAGAAUCAAAUGGCUUGUUCCACAUGUUUCUUCAAGAACCCAUUACCAUGGAUUGCUGUUCUUGUCCCAGUUAUAGUCUCUGCUUGUUUUCUAGGUUUUGGGUUCUUACCUAUCCUCAUCACAACUUCAUUUUUGAUCAUCAUAUCUUCCAUUUUCUUUACCUCAAGACACAAAACAGUGCCUGAUGAAAUGGAAAGAACAUCUGUGAAAGAAGAUGAGUCUCUCACCAUUGAUCAAAAAUGUUCACCAGAUCAAGUGGAGGAAAUUGAAUCAGAAGAACUAGAGAUUGAAAGUGAGACCAUCACACAACAACAGAUCAAGAAAGUCCAAGAAAGUGAAGUGGGUCAGACACAGACUCAUGACUGCAUAGUGGUGGGAACAGUAUUGGAUUCAUUUUCAGAAAGUGAAAGCAUUGAUGAUGAUCAGUACUCAUCUACAACUGAUCAAGAUUCUGAGGCUGACUGGUCAUAUUCUGGCAAUGUGGGUCAGAGCCCAGAUUGCUCUGAUCACUCGAUUUCCGAUGAGGAAAGCCUAAUUGAGAUUGCCCUUCCAAGUGGACACUAUGUUGGUUUUGAGAAAGAAGAUUCAAUUUCAAAGUGUGAUUUAGGGCAGAAGUUUCCGGAUUUGUCGGCACAGCCGGAGUUGAUUUUCAAGCAGCAUAGUCUGAUGGAGAGGUUAGCAGAAGGUAAUGAGAUGAACGAGGAAGACAAUUUGAUUGAGAUUGACAUAUCCAUGGGCUCCAUCAAGUGCUCAAGGUUUGAGAUUGAAGCUUGAUCAGUUUUACUGUUUUUUUUUAAGUCUCUCAAGUUCAAGGUUUUUGAUCCUUUGUGGAUUUGGUGUUGAUUAAGAUUAGGGUUUGGGUAUUUGGAUCAUUAUGUGCAUUACUUUGUUGUGCUAUGGUGCAAUGAAUUGUGAAGUUUCUACUCUUUCAUUGUCCUUGUACUUAUAUGCCUUUAUACGUUAUGAGAUCUUGUAUCUUUAAAUUUAUCUGUUUAUCAUUUUCAA